AUGGCUCCAAUAAUAUCUCAUCCCAAGCCCAACACUCUCUUCUCCCUUCUCUUUCUCUCCACACUUGCUUUCCUCGUUUGCUCGAGCUCGAGCUCGAGCUCGAGGCUCGAUCUCCUCCCAUCCGACCAUAAUGCCCUUGUGCGGAUACACGCAGAUUUUGCCAUCCACCACUUUCCGGUGAGCCGGAACUUCUGCAGCACUGCCGGAAUAUUCUGCCAACGACAGCUUACCACAAACAAUACAUAUAAUCUCAGAGUAACACGCCUGCUUCUCGACUCCCAUCGCCUCAAAGGGAGACUAUCUCCCGCCAUUGGCAACCUCUCGGAGCUCAAAGAGCUUUCCCUGCACAACAACCAAAUCUCUAACCAAAUCCCACCUCAAAUCAUCGACUGCCAAAAGCUCGUGACACUAAACCUCGGGAAAAAUCUUUUCUCCGGGAAAAUCCCACCCGGACUAUCGUCCUUAAUCCGCCUCCGAGUCCUCGAUCUGUCAUCAAACAAGUUCACAGGGAACCUGGAAUUCCUGAAGCAUUUUCCCAACAUGGAAAGGCUCAACCUUGCCGACAACUUGUUCUCUGGGAAAAUACCGGCUUCCCUAAGGUCUUUCCGUAACUUGAGAUUCAUAGAUGUGUCGGGGAACUUUUUGCUCGAGAGUGAUAAUCUCUCGAACAGCAUACUUGAAAACAAGCCGCUCCCCGCGCGCUAUGUGUUUGCCGAGAACCCCCGAAGGAGAAACCAGUCCUACUCGGCCGUGGCCCCUGCUCCAAGCCAGUCAGCCAACAGUGGGGCUGGGGCUUCACCUCCUACAUCAACACCCAAAAGGGGACACAAGAGGAAUAAAAAGAAAAUAGUUCAGGCGAUUCUCGGUUUCCUGACCGGAGUCCUGGCCGGAGGUAUUUCUGGGCUGGUGUUCGGCCUGUUUUUCAAGCUCCUCCUGCUUAUCAGAAGGCGUAAGAGGGACAUGAAACUGAAUAUCUUCAGCCCUUUGAUCAAAGGCGAAGACCUGGCCUUCCUCGAAAAUGACAACGGGCUAUCAUCCCUUCCCGUCAUUGGCCGAGGCGGGUGUGGGGAGGUCUACAAAGCCGUUCUCCCGGGAAGCAACGGGAAAGAAAUCGCCAUCAAGAAAAUAAUCCAGCCGCUUAGGGAUGCCGGUGAGCUCUCAGAAGACAGCAAGCUUCUCACCAAGAAAAUGCGCCAGAUAAAGUCCGAGAUACAGACGAUGGGCCGGAUCAGACACAAAAACCUCCUCUCCCUCCUGGCCCACCUUCCUCGGCCCGACUCCCACUUCCUGGUUUACGAGUACAUGAAGAACGGCAGCUUGCAGGACUGCCUCCAGCAGGUGGCUGAGGGAAGGCGGACACUCGACUGGCCCGCCCGUUACAAAAUCGCGCUUGGUGUGGCUUCCGGGCUCGAGUACCUUCACAUGAACCAGAGCCCGCGGAUCAUCCACCGCGACUUGAAGCCCGGGAAUGUUCUCCUGGACGACGAGAUGGAGGCCCGUAUCGCCGAUUUCGGGCUGGCCAAGGCAGUCCCGGAUGCCCACACGCACGUGACCUCGUCAAACGUGGCAGGUACAGUGGGGUACAUAGCGCCGGAGUAUUACCAGACGUUUAAGUUCACGGACAAGUGUGACGUGUACAGCUUUGGGGUAGUGUUGGGGGCACUGGUCGUGGGGAAACUGCCGUCAGACGAGUUCUUCCAGCACACGGAUGAGAUGAGUAUGGUGAAAUGGAUGAGGAAAGUGAUGGCUUCUGAGGAGCCGAAACAGGCGAUUGAUCCCAAGCUGCUCGGGAAUGGGUAUGAGGAGCAGAUGCUUCUCGUGCUCAAGGUUGCGUGUUUCUGCACGCUGGAGAAUCCUAAAGAGAGGCCGAACAGUAAGGACGCUAGAUGCAUGCUGGCUCAGAUUACGCACUAG
Molecule: messenger RNA, 1914 nt
Organism: Striga hermonthica
Lineage: Eukaryota; Viridiplantae; Streptophyta; Magnoliopsida; Lamiales; Orobanchaceae
Source: the annotation of a GenBank genome assembly